Drosophila yakuba is the source of this 1077-nucleotide messenger RNA. It is a transcript of the gene Cpr97Eb, whose product is annotated as extensin-2. Bases 150 to 857 code for a protein of 235 amino acids. Gene Ontology annotation, molecular function: structural constituent of chitin-based larval cuticle. NCBI's taxonomy places the organism in Eukaryota, Metazoa, Arthropoda, Insecta, Diptera, Drosophilidae. The record is from RefSeq and is a predicted model, not a curated record. The transcript has 2 exons. Gene Ontology annotation, cellular component: chitin-based extracellular matrix.
GCCCUGAUUUUCUUUUGAGUUUGUCGUUUCGAUUCGCAGAGUCUCGUGUGCAAGUGCAGAGCAUAUUUUCCAUUUUCGCAGUGCAUUACUUAAUUUGGGAGAUUGGUGAAAACGGUUCGACAUUGACUAUUGGUUCUAAGCUUGGCGAUAUGUUGAAAUUGACCUUGAGUGUUGGGCUUCUGCUUUUGGCGGGCCACAGUGCGUAUGCGCAACAUCAGGACUACACCACACCGGUGCCCAUUCUCAAGCAGAUCGACAAGCACAACGACGAUGGAUCCUACACAUAUGGAUACGAAGCGGCCGAUAAGAGCUUCAAGAUCGAGACCAAAUACGCGAAUGGGGAGGUCUACGGAAAGUACGGCUAUGUGGAUGACCAGGGCAAAGUGCGGGAAAUCGAGUAUGGAGCCAGUAAGCGUGGCUUUGAGCCCGCUGGCAGCCACAUCAAUGUGCCACCACCCACGCUCACCAAUAGCAAUCCCUAUCCAUUGGGACCCAACGAACUGGACGAUGGUCAGUAUCGCGAGGACCCCGCCGUGUACUACAAGGACCAGAAGUUCAAUCGCCCCCUAUCACCGGCCAGUAAAUUCAGUCUAAACGAUUUUGGACGCGGCCAGCAGCAGGCGUACGCCCCGCCCCCUCGGCAACCCGCCCCCCAAGCGCCCUACUACAAUCCCACACCCCAGUACUACAAUCCCCCGGCUCCGCAGCCCCGCUACUACCAGCCCCCGGCACAGAACUACUAUAAUCCCCAGCAGCAACAGCCAUACAGAGGGUUGCCGGAGCAACAUCAUCCCUCUCUGCGAAACCUAAACCUCUACACCGGUUCCUAUAGCAUCGACUAUACGGGCCGGAAGUAGGAAGUAGGAGGAGGAGCUUUGGAUUGGGGGGAUCACCUUUGAGUUGGGCCAGAGAGUCAGGGACUGAAGUGUCCGAGGACAAUGUCAACUUGUUACUGCCAAAUAAAUCAGUCACUCCGCACACCCCACAUAUAUCUAUUACUGUAACUGUUUGUAUAUGUUCUUGAAUGUGUGUAAUAAAUCGAGUUUCGAGACCUGAAGCGUUUACAGAGAAACAAAA